Messenger RNA from Peromyscus californicus insignis, 7755 nucleotides. RefSeq names its product ADAM metallopeptidase domain 12 (gene Adam12). The record is from RefSeq and is a predicted model, not a curated record. Bases 349 to 3060 code for a protein of 903 amino acids. The transcript is spliced from 23 exons. Gene Ontology annotation, biological process: proteolysis. Gene Ontology annotation, molecular function: metalloendopeptidase activity. NCBI's taxonomy places the organism in Eukaryota, Metazoa, Chordata, Mammalia, Rodentia, Cricetidae.
UGUUCCGUGGUAAUGAGAACGGCGACUGCUGGCCGCGGAUCCAUUGCACAGGCCCGCCCUCAGAUCGCUGGUCCCCGGCGCCAACUCGGACAGGCUGCUCAUUUAUUGCAACGGUCAAGGGCCGCUCGUGCCAGAGUAGCGCGCGCGCGCACGCACACACACGGGGAGGGGAGAAAGUUUUUUUUUGAAAAAUGAAAGGCUAGACUCUCUGCUCUGCGGCCGGGGCGCUGCGCGAGGGGGUCGCGGCAGACUCAGGGCAGUAGGACGUCCCGCGGCUCUGCGCCCGCGUGGGAUGCUGCAGCGCUGGCUGCUGGGCCCCCGAAGCAGCUGCACGCCAGGCCGGCGACAAUGGCAGAGCGCCCGCCGCGGCGCGCGCCCCCUGCCCGCGCCCUCCUGCUGGCCCUGGCCGGGGCCCUGCUGGCGCCCCAUGCGGCCCGAGGGGUGAAUUUAUGGGACCAGAGAGGAGCUUAUGAAGUGGCCAGAGCCUCCAUUCUGAGCAAGGACCCUGGAAUCCCAGGACAGAGCUUCCCGGCAAAGAAUCACCCAGAUGUGCUGAUGGUGCGACUGCAGCUGGAGAGCCGAGAACUGAUCCUAAGUCUGGACAGGAAUGAGGGACUCAUUGCCGAUGGCUUCAUGGAGACCCAUUAUCUGCAAGAUGGUACUGACGUCUCCUUCACUCGAAAUUACACGGAUCACUGUUACUACCACGGACAUGUGCAAGGGGAUGCCGCUUCAGUGGUCAGCCUCAGCACCUGUUCUGGGCUCAGGGGACUUAUCGUGUUUGAAAAUAAAACCUAUAUCUUAGAACCGAUGAAAAACGCCACCAACAGAUACAAACUCAUCCCAGCUGAGACCAUGAAGAACAUCCAGGGGUUGUGUGGGUCACAUCAUAACCAGUCCAGCCUCACCAUGGAAGAUGUCUCCCCUGAACCCUCUCAAAUGUGGUCAAGAAGGCAUAAAAGAGAGACCCUUAAGAUGACCAAGUACGUAGAGCUGGUUAUUGUGGCCGACAACCGAGAGUUUCAGAGGCAAGGAAAAGAUCUGGAGAAAGUUAAGCAGCGACUAAUAGAGAUCGCUAAUCACGUUGACAAGUUUUACAGACCACUGAACAUCCGGAUUGUGCUGGUAGGGGUGGAAGUGUGGAAUGACAUGGACAAAUGCUCUAUAAGCCAGGACCCCUUCACCAGUCUCCAUGAAUUUCUGGACUGGAGGAAAAUAAAGCUUCUACCUCGCAAAUCCCACGACAAUGCUCAGCUUAUCAGUGGGGUUUAUUUCCAAGGAACCACCAUCGGCAUGGCACCCAUCAUGAGCAUGUGCACUGCGGAGCAGUCUGGAGGCGUUGUCAUGGACCAUUCAGACAGCCCUCUUGGUGCUGCCGUAACCUUGGCACAUGAGCUGGGCCACAAUUUCGGAAUGAACCAUGACACACUGGAGAGGGGCUGCAGCUGCAGAAUGGCUGCAGAGAAAGGAGGCUGCAUCAUGAACCCUUCCACCGGGUUCCCAUUCCCCAUGGUGUUCAGCAGCUGCAGCAGGAAGGACCUGGAGGCUAGCCUGGAGAAGGGAAUGGGGAUGUGCCUCUUCAACCUACCAGAGGUCAAACAGGCCUUUGGAGGCCGGAAGUGUGGAAAUGGCUAUGUGGAAGAGGGAGAACAGUGUGACUGCGGGGAACCAGAGGAAUGUACCAACCGCUGCUGCAACGCCACCACCUGCACUCUGAAGCCAGACGCCGUGUGUGCACACGGACAGUGCUGCGAAGACUGCCAGCUGAAGCCUCCAGGAACUGCAUGCAGGGCCUCCAGCAACUCCUGUGACCUCCCAGAAUUCUGCACAGGGACUGCCCCUCACUGCCCAGCCAAUGUGUACCUGCAUGACGGGCACCCCUGUCAGGGAGUGGAUGGUUACUGCUACAACGGCAUCUGUCAGACCCAUGAGCAGCAGUGUGUCACACUCUGGGGACCAGGUGCUAAACCAGCCCCUGGCAUCUGCUUUGAGAGAGUCAACUCUGCAGGAGAUCCUUACGGCAACUGUGGCAAAGACUCGAAGAGUGCCUUCGUCAAGUGUGAGAUGAGAGAUGCCAAGUGUGGAAAAAUCCAGUGUCAAGGUGGUGCUAGCCGACCAGUCAUUGGUACCAAUGCGGUUUCCAUAGAAACAAAUAUCCCACAGCAGGAAGGAGGUCGGAUUCUGUGCCGGGGGACCCAUGUGUACUUGGGCGAUGACAUGCCGGACCCAGGGCUUGUGCUUUCAGGAACCAAGUGUGCGGAAGGAAAAAUCUGCCUCAAUCGUCGGUGUCAGAAUAUCAGCGUCUUCGGAGUUCACAAGUGUGCAAUGCAGUGCCAUGGCCGAGGGGUGUGUAACAACCGGAAGAACUGCCACUGUGAGGCCCACUGGGCCCCUCCCUUCUGUGACAAGUUUGGCUUUGGAGGAAGCACAGACAGCGGUCCCAUCCGGCAAGCAGAUAACCAGGGCUUGACUGUAGGAAUCCUGGUAAGCAUCCUGUGUCUGCUCGCCGCUGGAUUUGUGGUGUAUCUCAAAAGGAAGACCCUGAUGCGGCUGCUGUUCACACAUAAGAAAACCACCAUAGAAAAGCUGAGGUGUGUGCACCCUUCCCAGACACACAGUGGUUCUCACCUUGGCCAGGCUCACCCCACCCUCGGAAAAGGCCUGCUGAUGAGCCGGCCACCACAUUCCAACACCCCCAAGGACAGACGGACGCUGCAGUGCCAGAACAUCGACAUCAGCAGGCCCCUCAACACUCCAGCCGUCCCUCAGCCUCAGUCACCUCAGAGAGUGCUCCCACCUCUCUACCAGGCCCCACGUGUACCCAAUGGCCCUGCCAGGCCCCUGCCUGCCAAUCCGGCACUCAGGCAGGCCCAGGGCAGCCGCAAGCCCAGCCCUCCUCAGAAGCCUCUGCCUGCUGAUCCAUUGAGCAGGACAUCUCGGCUCACUAGUGCCUUAUUGAGGACCCCAGGGCAGCAGGAGCCUGGGCUCCGCCCAGCCCCAAACAGACCUGCUCCUAAGCAUCAAGGGCCCAGAUCUUCCCACAAUGCCUACAUCAAGUGACAAGCAAGCCCAGACUGGUCCUCAACAGUGAAGACACAAGUUUGCACUAUUGUCAACUCCAUCGGAGUGAUUUUUUUUUUUUUGUACCAACUUGCAGAAUUUUUAAAGUGUUUCAAACGCCGUUGUUUCCAGAACUUUGAGCUGCUGCCGUCGGUGCUGUGCUGUGGUGCUUUGUGUCCUUGCUCAGGUACUUGUAAGUUAUUAAUUUAUGCAAAGUGUCUAUUACUGCGCAGGGCGCCGUAGCAGGCAUUUGUUCCAUCACGGGGGUUUCUACAGAAGGCUCCUUGUGCUUUUCUUCUUCUGGCGGACUUGAAAUAUCCUGCUUGAUGGGAUCCAAGACGAGAUGUUUACUUUCUGUUCGAGGCCUUAUUGGAAAACAGCUCCCCAGCUCCCCAAGGCUGUGUUAUAGCACCAGACACACAGCUCAGGAGACCCCAAGCGGAACCUGGAAUGGGUUUUUUGUUUUUAUUUUUUUGGAAUCCCGAUCUUGGGCUGUAGCCAGGGCCUUCAGGAAGGUCUUGGGCUCGGCAUACUGACAAGGCUUCAGGCCCUGCACCCUGAGGCUCUCAGACAACUGGUAGUAUCUGGUUCUGGCCAGCAGCUUUGGAGAAAACCUGGGAUGCAAGCAAGAAGGUUGAGGUGUGGCCACACCGGAAUAGAGACUGGAACCCUAGUCCAGGCAGACAUUUGACCUUGAGCUGAGCAGCUGUGAACACCUUUGGAGGGCAAAGAAGUCUGUGGUGCUAUACGAGGCUUUGCUCCCAGAGCGGGAGGAGUCUCUCUCUGGGUGCCCUCUUGCAGAGGGCUGGCAUGGGCGUGUUGUUUACAUUGGGAACGGUGGUGUUUCUGCAGGAAAGCCACUGGCCAGGCACUGCAGAGCCCUGUCUCCUGCCCCCUUUAGAGCUAAGCAAAUUACCACAUUGUCUUCUUGACUGUCAGACAAUGACCCUGUGUUCUGACAGAUAGAGGAGGCUUUCUAUGGGACCAUAAACAUUUUCAGAUGUGAACUGGUAACCAGAGCUAGCCGAUCAACCCUGGAGAUCAAACUCUCCUUCUUACUGCAAGGCUCAGCUUAUUAAAAAUUAGGUAGAAUCCAUAUGCUUGCAAAAGUUAUAACCACAUGGAAUGCUAUUCUCAUUGUACAGCCUAUGUCUGCUGUCCUUAUUAGUAGUCAUUGGACAAAGAACCCAAAGUCACCUGUCUGCUCCCUUCAGGGCAUCCUGGUCUCUUCAGCAUAGUCUCAGUCUUUCCCACACUAGGAACAUACCUGUUAGUGUAUCAUAAGAUGACAAAGAAAUCAGUUCCCUAAUGCUGAAGGCUCGUGAAAGGAAGACCCAACCAGGCAACCCUUCCAUCUUUUAUUCUUCUGAUGUCUGGAAAGCCACCUUCAGGAGCAGAUCUUUAAGAUGCCUCAACCUAAUGUUAUGAAAGAUACAUUUUUAAAAAAAAUCAUGUAAGGCAAAGUGCCAGAGGCCUUCACUGUGUCCUGGCAGAGUGUUGGGAUGACCAGCGUUCACAAUAGAAGGUAACUGAGGUUCUGUAACGUCUGAGUAUUUUAGAAUCAGGCUUCUUUGGAAGGGUCAUAUCAAUGACUGGCCUAUACCUUGAAGCAGAAGGGGAAAUAUAGGCUUAGAAUUUGGUUUUCUUUCCAGAGUUCAAAACUGUAUUCAGCUUUGGGAAACAUGGCCUUCAUGAUGGUGGAUAAAUAAAUCCACAUCACAGAUACAUAAAAGAACUCUCAUAGCCUGCCUCUUUUCAUGGCAUGGUGACCAUUUUGCUGCCACCAGAAUUGUUUUAACUGAUGUGAUAUUGAGUAGUUGUAUUAAGGCCAGACACACACAACUGGAAAAGUUACAGAGCUGUGUGAGCAUUGUCUUUGGAGACACUCAAAGCUCUAGCUGGGGCAUGUAAGCCCAUUUUGGGUGGGAGUGAGGGGGAAGCUAGGAACCCAUAUUUCUUCUGUCAUUUCUGUACCUUGGUUUUGGAGGAUCAGGGAGAGUUUGGCUUAAAUGAAGUGGGAACUGUGAUCUUCUGCCAUCUCCCCAGUGGCUGCCAAGGGUGCCAGUGGUGCCUUCUCAGCUGAGCUGUGAUGGCUGCUUGCUUUUCCAGAACCAGCAUCCAUUUCUGAAUAAGAAUAUAUUUAAUCCUGAUAUCCCUUACAGGACAGACAGUAUUAUUAAAGGAAUACCUCUAAGAUAUAGUAGUUAUCAAAUGAAGCAUGUUUAGCAACAACCUCAAUUUUAACAAAACUUAGGAACCAAUAACUAGCAUUGAGGUUUUUUGAAAGAGAGUAGUUUUUCUCUCCCUUUCUACAUCCUUUACAUGACAGAGACCAAAGUUAAUACUCACGGUUCAAUUGCAGCCCAUCUUAUGUUUAAACACACUAUAGACAUGAUUAGAGUUGGUUGAGUUUCGUGAGACCAUCCCCGAGAAGGUCCAGGAAAGUGGUCCAGUGCCUAGACACGAGGCAUGGCUGGAUGUUCUCAUUUCCUUCCUGUAUCAAGGAAUAGUUAGAGGUGAUGUGACCCCACUUUCCAGGCAGGUGAACUUCGCAGGCAUUCCAUAUAAAAGCUGGUCACCUACAGUAUUCCCAAGUCUGUUUUCCCAGCACAUGGACUCAGAUGAAGAGCAACAGUACAGUUUUCCAUUUCAAAAUAUGCAUGCCGGGUUCGCACUCUCUGUGAGUGUUCCCAGCUUACACAUGUGGAAUGACAUCACAGAAACCACACAAGCAACAAAUUAAACUCCACGGGAAGAAAUAUUCCCGACUGGUCUCUGAGGAGGCGUUUUUAUGCCUUCUUAACUUUAUUAGGAAUUCUCAGGCUGAAGCUAUGGGUCAUUGUUCUCCAGCAAAUCAAUACAACCCAUCAAUGCAUUCCCUAAGAACUGCCAAACCCUGAUCUGUGUUUGAAUGUUCUUAGGAGCCUGUGAUCCCCACGGUGCUACAAAGAGGUUGGAGCUGGGCCAAUGGGAAGGCCUGAGCAUCCUCCUGCCUCUCAGCAGAUGUUUACUGAGCACUCUGAGCCAGCGCCACCCUGACACCCAGGAGGACAAUGGCUGGGCAGGAGGGCGCCUGGCCACUUGCAGCUCUUUCCUCCGAGGCUUGCUUCACGUUUGAAUUCUCUUAGAUCCGGCCCCAGCCCGGGGACACUGUCUACAGAUCCUCCCCCACCAUUCUCAAAUGGCCUCAGUCAUACACAAAUGACCCAGACUAAGAGACACCAGCAGUCCCAGAAGCUCCCCAGAACUGAAAGCAGGGUGUUUUGAGCAGUGUGGCAAGUGAGGGAGGAUACUACAGAGGCCAUUUUUUCUGUCUCUUCCACUCAUACUGGAAGCUAGCCCUCCACUCCCAGUUUUGCCACACAACUCCAUCACACCGAGUACACAGGAAAACAUAGGCACCAGUUUGCCUUUCUCUCUUGCCAAUCACAAAUGCCUUAUUCUGGCCCGACCCCAUGCCAAAGUCUCUCUCAUCCGAGAGAGCCACGCUCUGCCUUUGUCACUACUUCAUGCCGAAGUGGCAACUGUUACGGGGUGUGGCUACCCUUCAAGGUUCACCUAUUAGACAGUACAGUCCAACCUUCUCCAGGGCCAUAGUACAGAGCAACCCCCCAGCACACACCAGCCUUGAACCUAUCCCACAGCAUGUCAACCACAGUGACCUCCCUCCUAAUGCCUUGCUCUGAUUAGAAGGUGAAGUUGGACAUCGAAAAUCAAGUUAGCACUGACGGCAAAAUGCUGUUGCUGCAACCUGAUCUCUUGCUUUUCAACUCUGAUGAAGUAAUUCUCCCAGAUCUGUGAGCCCCAUGCUCAGAACCACCGGGCAGUGGGGACCCUUGCAGGAGACAUUUGCACAGACAUGAAUGUACCAUUUCCGUGCCUUUUGUGGAGAACAACAUACAUACAUAUAUACAUACACACACACACACACAUGGGAAAGUAAUAGCCCUUUAUUAUCAAACCACUGCAAGCUUCUCUCAUAUGAGAGAAACUAGGAACAGAAACGCCGCAUGUGGACUUGUUGGGAUGCUCAAUAAUGGAUGAGAUUGCCAGAAGGCCUAAAACUCAAGAGUCAUUUUCAGCUGGAAAAUGAUUUGGGCCUCUGCAAGUUGAGAGCCCCACCACCUGCCUACUUUCAAAGAGCAUGUUCUGUGAUAUCUGUAAUUCUCCAAGAAGGUAACAUUCUAGUCCUUAAUUUAGUACAUUUAAAUUGAGACAGAUUCAGUAUCAUGUGACUUCUUUUACAAACAAGUCAAAUGCUGGUUUGCCUUCCUUGGCCUGUAUGUUGGUACUUCAUACGGCAGUGGCCAGAAAACAUACACGCACACAAAUGUCAUGAGACUCCAAGGCAGGACCCUUAGAACUAAAAUUCCUAUCUGGGCAACAUGGUAGUGAUUGGGAAGCCAACCAUCUCGAUGUUUGUGGCAGCAAGCAAGAUAGCUCUAACUGGCCACAAGCUGCUUAGCUCCUUUCUGAUUAACAUUACAUCUCGGUCAACCUGCAGAGUCAUUCUGCAGGGCUUCAUCCAUUGAUAGCGCUUUGAUAAACUCAUGUUUUCACAUUUGUAUGUUACAUGCUGUUAUUGUUGUACGCAUUUCUCAUAUGGAGGAUCUACAAGUAAAUACAGCCUACUAGUUCAGUAGAAAAUGUCAUUGUUAAGAAUAUUAUAUCCAAUAAACAGUAAACAGAUAAACA